Messenger RNA from Parathielavia appendiculata, 1092 nucleotides. RefSeq lists its product as uncharacterized. The transcript has a single exon. NCBI's taxonomy places the organism in Eukaryota, Fungi, Ascomycota, Sordariomycetes, Sordariales, Chaetomiaceae. Bases 173 to 973 code for a protein of 266 amino acids. Gene Ontology annotation, molecular function: hydrolase activity. The record is from RefSeq and is a predicted model, not a curated record.
UUUACACAGUGGCACCACCAAGGUUCCUUCUCUUCUGGCCUGACGCAUCGCAUUUCCUAUACAGCAUCCCAAGAACCACAGUGCUCACGGUAAUUGUAAUAUCCACGUGUCUCAACGUCUUUUGCGAGGGUUUCGGCACCCGGCAUCCGUUGGUUCAGCAAUCCACUCAAAUAUGGCAGUCCAGAUUCUUUCAGACCUGCACCUAGAAGCCCCAAAAGCCUACGACGUCUUCGAAAUCGUUCCCAAGUCGCCGCACCUGGCGUUACUAGGUGACAUCGGAACCGUCGCGGCACACAAAGGAGAUUUUCUCGACUUCCUGACUCGACAGUUGUCCCAGUUUCAGACAGUGUUCUUCGUCCCUGGAAAUCACGAAGCGUACCAUUCCAACUGGCCCGAGACCCUCGACAUUCUGCGCUCUUUCCAGAAGGGUGUUCGCCAGAACCAGUCACUAGGAGAGUUUGUGCUGCUCGACCGCGACGUCUUCAGAAUGCCAGGCUCCAACGUCGUCAUUCUAGGCUGCAGUCUCUUCUCCCACGUCCAGUCCGAGAGCCACACGGCAGUCAGCCUCGGUCUCAAUGACUUCUUCCAGACCAAGGAGUGGAACGUGAACGCGCACAACGAGGCGCACGGGCGGGAUCUUGCCUGGCUGAAUGCACAGGUUGCAGACCUCGAGGACUCCGACGUCAAGAUAGUCAUCUUUUCGCACUGGAGCCCGACCCUAGAUGCUCGGGCCAUCGAGCCCAGACACGCCGGGAGUCGGAUCACGAGCGCAUUCUCGACUGACUUGUCCAAUGAGAAGUGCUUCAAGAGUAGUAGAGUGAAGCUAUGGGCUUUUGGUCACACUCACUACAACUGCGAUUUUGUAGUCGAGCGAGAGGACGGCGCCGACGCAUUGAGGCUGAUGGCGAACCAGAGGGGCUAUUACUUCGCCCAGGCCGAGGGUUUCGAUGCUGAAAAGACGGUCGCCGUGUGAUGGAACAAAGCGAAAGGAAGACCUGAUUUUAAGAAGGCUUUGCCACGACAAGAAGGGAGAUAUACUGCAGAGCUAGCAGUAGACUGAGUUGCUCAACUUCAUAAUAUAUGCACCUCUCA